Cololabis saira (Pacific saury) is the source of this 1020-nucleotide messenger RNA. Its product is annotated as cellular retinoic acid-binding protein 1. Gene Ontology annotation, molecular function: fatty acid binding. Gene Ontology annotation, cellular component: nucleus; cytosol. Gene Ontology annotation, biological process: fatty acid transport. The transcript is spliced from 4 exons. Bases 102 to 515 code for a protein of 137 amino acids. NCBI's taxonomy places the organism in Eukaryota, Metazoa, Chordata, Actinopteri, Beloniformes, Belonidae. The record is from RefSeq and is a predicted model, not a curated record.
AUGGAUGGACAAAAGGAAAAGAGCCUAAAGAAAGGCAGUGAGGAGACAGAGGACAGGAGGCGUCGGCACGCAUAAAACCAAAACCCCAAGAGGAAAAAAGAAUGGCAAAUUUUACAGGCACCUGGAAAAUGAAAAGCAGCGAGAAAUUCGACGACUUGCUCAAAGCUUUGGGAGUGAAUGCCAUGCUGAGGAAGGUUGCGGGGGCGGCUGCAUCCAAGCCCCAUGUGGAGAUAAAACAGAGCGGCGAGCACUUCUACAUAAAGACCUCCACCACAGUCCGAACCACAGAGAUCAGCUUCAGCAUUGGGGAAGAGUAUAACGAGGAGACGGUGGAUGGCAGAAAGUGUAAGAGCUUGGCGACGUGGGAGACCGAAAAUAAGAUUUACUGCAAACAGACUCUGGUGAGCGGGACUGGCCCGAAGACCUUCUGGAGCCGAGAACUCAAAGGGGAUGAACUCAUACUGAUCUUUGGAGCAGACGAUGUCCUCUGCACGCGGAUCUACGUACGAGCGUAGCAGAAGUCCAUUUUCUUCAAAAUAUGAACAACCUGCCAGCGUCAGAAGCUUCCCGUAAACGCUCUAUUAAUCUGUUCGGAGGACGGUGCAUCUUUGUCUAACUCAGAUCUUCAUUUACAAAUGACUAGUUUCCCCCUUUUGUAUAUCAUUUUUUGAGGCAUUCUCAACAAUCGCUUUGCAUUGCUUUGUCACAAAAAAAACUAAAUAAAAAUGCUCAAUAUAUAUUUAUAUGCUGCAGAAGUUUUGUUUUUUUUAGUCAAAUGACUAACAUAAAAAAGACUUCAGGAUUAUAUACCUAUAAAAACAGGAAGUGGUCAGUUGAGUUUCUAUCUACUCAAAGGAUAGUUUAAUGCCAAACACCAAACUAACACUCAUGUACAACAUUGUAAAAGUCAAGAGAAGUGACAACAUUAGAUGAGGUACAAACAAGAUCUGUAUGUACAAUCAGCCCCCCAGAGCCUCCUGUGUUAUUCUAUAAUAUACACAGUAAAUAUAAAAAUAAAAA